AUGGGUCAGCCUACUUCAGAGGACCACUACAUCGGCAUCGAUGUUGGGACGGGCUCGGCGCGAGCCUGCAUUGUCGAUGCAUCCGGCACGAUAAAAGCCAUCGCAUCCGAGGACAUCAAGCUCUGGAAGCCCCAAGUCGGCUACUACCUCCGCGCCUCUCAUCAGGAACAAUCCACAACAAACAUCUGGAACUGCAUCUGCGCCUGCGUCCGCCGCAUCCUCGCAACCUCCGCCAUUGACCCCACAACCGUCAAAGGCAUUGGCUUCGACGCAACUUGCUCCCUAGCAGUCUUCACCCACGACACCGACGCCCCCGUCUCCGUCACGGGGCCCUCAUUCACCAACGCCUCCGGCGAAGACCGCAACGUGAUCCUCUGGCUCGACCACCGCGCCGAGUCCGAAACCGAAACCAUCAACGCCACGGGCCACAACCUCCUGCGCUACGUCGGCGGCACCAUGAACAUCGAGAUGGAGAUGCCCAAGGUUCUCUGGCUCAAGAGGAACAUGCCGCCCGAGCUGUUCUCCCGGUGCAAGUUUUAUGAUUUGGCGGAUGCGCUGACCCAUUUGGCUACGGGGAGGGAGACGAGGAGCUUUUGUAGCGCGGUUUGUAAGCAGGGGUAUGUGCCCGUGGGGGUUGAUGGGAGUGUGAAGGGGUGGCGGGAGGAUUUUUAUGGGGAGAUUGGGUUGGGGGAGUUGGUGGAGGAUGAAUUCCUAAGAGUGGGCGGUGUUGAUAGGGUGAAUGGACAGUUCCUUAGUGCUGGCGAGCUAGUGGGCACGUUGAAUGAAAAGGCGAGCAAGGAGUUGGGUCUUCCUGUCGGCGUUGCCGUCGGAAGCGGCGUCAUCGAUGCUUACGCGGGAUGGAUUGGCACGGUGGGUGUUCAGGUUGACGGUCUUGGAGGCAGUGGAGGAAGCGACUUGGAUCAGGCUUCGGGUCGACUAGCCGCCGUCGCUGGUACAUCAACAUGCCACCUCGUCAUGUCGAGGGAGCCCAUAUUCGUCAACGGCGUCUGGGGACCUUACAGGGACGUCCUCAUUCCGGGCCAGUGGAUGGCCGAGGGCGGACAGUCAGCGACGGGCGAGCUACUCCGCCACGUCGUCGAGACACAUCCCGCAUACAUCACUAAGUCAGGUCUCCCGGAGGGUGGUCUAGGCGACAAGUCCAUCUACGAGUAUCUCAACGAGCACCUCGCGAAGCUAGCAGAGCAGAACAACGCGCCGAGCAUCUCCCAUCUAGCGAGGCACAUCUUCUUCUACGGCGACCUCUGGGGGAACCGCUCGCCCAUCGCGGAUCCGAACAUGAAGGGCGCGCUUAUCGGCAUGAGCAGCGACACGAGCUUGGACAGUCUUGCGCUGCUAUACUACGCCACGAUGGAAUUCAUCGCCAUGCAGACGCGUCACAUCAUCGACACCAUGAACGACGCGGGGCAUUCCAUCUCGAGCAUCUUCAUGUCGGGCGGCCAGUGCCGGAACAAGAUUCUGAUGGACCUGAUCGCUACAGUGUGCGAUAUGCCCGUCGUCAUCCCGGAGUAUAUCGGUGCCGCUGUCGUUCAUGGAGCGGCUAUGCUUGGGGCUAAGGCAGCCGGGGCGGAUGCGGAGGGGAAGACGGAGGACUUGUGGGCCAUUAUGAGGAGGAUGAGCAAGGCCGGGAGCGUGGUGUGGCCGAAGAAAGAUGAGGCGGAGAGGAGAUUGUUUGGGGUGAAGUAUGAGAUCUUUCUGGAGCAGUGUCGGACGCAGAGGGAGUAUAGGAAGAAGGUUGAUGAGGCCAUUGGCAAGUAG
Messenger RNA from Scedosporium apiospermum, 1776 nucleotides. RefSeq names its product FGGY carbohydrate kinase domain-containing protein. The record is from RefSeq and is a predicted model, not a curated record. Lineage: Eukaryota; Fungi; Ascomycota; Sordariomycetes; Microascales; Microascaceae. Gene Ontology annotation, molecular function: phosphotransferase activity, alcohol group as acceptor; kinase activity. Bases 1 to 1776 code for a protein of 591 amino acids. The transcript has 5 exons. Gene Ontology annotation, biological process: carbohydrate metabolic process.